AUGUAUGCUUCUACUUCCUUUACUUCAAGACUCCAUCAUGACCUUCUUGUGGAUUCCCACACAAGAAGGUUACUCCUCCAACUCCCAAUUGAUUCAAAUGUAGGCAUGAUACUUACAGUCCUAUUAUGUACUUUUAUUUGCUCACUUGCAUUAAUCUCCAUCGUAAGGUGUGCUUUGAGGUUUUCAAACGCAGCCAUCAACAACGGCUAUGCUUCGAGUUCGAGCAGCAACUCUUCACCUCAAUUGGUCAACAAAGGAAUCAAGAAGAAAGCUCUCAGGACAUUCCCGACAGCGAGUUAUUCAACUGAGCUGAAAUUACCGGGUUUGGAUACGGAGUGUAUGAUAUGUCUCUCGGAAUUUACAAAGGGUGAAAAGGUGCGCAUUUUGCCUAAAUGCAACCAUGGUUUUCAUGUUGGUUGCAUUGACGAAUGGCUAAAGGAACACUCAUCAUGUCCCAAGUGUAGACAGUGCCUUCUUGAAACUUGUCCAAAGAUUGGUGGGUCGCAAGUGCAACCAAUUGUGUUGCCAGUGCCGGAAAUCACUAUAAGGAUUCAACCACUAGACCAUGAAGCCGUUGAACUUAACUAUAGGGAAGAAAGCAGAUAA
Vicia faba (fava bean) is the source of this 606-nucleotide messenger RNA. The record is from the annotation of a GenBank genome assembly. Lineage: Eukaryota; Viridiplantae; Streptophyta; Magnoliopsida; Fabales; Fabaceae.